Molecule: messenger RNA, 2648 nt
Organism: Lingula anatina
Lineage: Eukaryota; Metazoa; Brachiopoda; Lingulata; Lingulida; Lingulidae
Source: RefSeq, a predicted model, not a curated record
CUAGUUUUUAACUACACUAUCAUAAACUGCAUUUGCAUCAUUCAAUUGGUCUGUAAGCUCUAGAUGGCUUAAAAUAUCAGCAGACUCUAAUUGGAUUGGUUUCUACCACACUCAAAAGCUUCAUUCAAGUUGUCUUUUUUCUUGAUCACUGCCUGAUAGUUAUCAAAUUCAAACAUUAAAAUUUUCAUUUUAUUGUAGAGUUUAGUCAUCUGUUCCAUAUAUGCAGCUCUGGACAAUUUUAAUGUCUCUGCCCUUUCACUUAACACCUCUAUGCGUAUUACUGGGGUCCUCACUCAUGCAGCCAUGAUUAUGAGCCUUGGUAGGCACUCCUUGAACUCUAAGAAAUGUUUCACUUUGUAGACAGACAGACAGGUAACAAGAGGAAAUGCUAAUGGGUUGUACUGUAUUCUUUAUUCUUCGUGAAUCAAUCGUGAAACAUUGAAAUUCCUAUUUCUUCAAUAAGUUGGCUAUGUACCGGUCCAUUCAUUUUCAUUCUCUUUGAGUGUUAAAACUUUUUAUUUGCUAUCUUCUAAGGUCUCCUAAGCUAAGGUCUUGCCUGUCUCACUACUUUAAUUUGUCUGCCAAAUUCAGCACAGAAAAGGCUAGCAGGUCUUGUGGACUACUUCUCACUUAUGCAAAUCAUAAGUGGAGAGACUGAGAUUGUGCUAGUUGCACUGCUAGUACUGCCAGUGCAAUCAUUGCACCUAUAUAAUCCAUUACAUUAGGGACAUUCAGAAUUACUGGCUCAGAGCAAAUGAGGAAGACCCUGGAAGCUGCAUUGUCAAGUGGCUAUCGUUCUAUAGACACAGCAGGUGGAUACAACAAUGAAAAAGACAUAGGACAUUCGCUACAGAAGCUUAUGCCAAAAUGCGGGUUAGAGCGCAAGAAUGUGUUCCUCACCAGCAAAUUAGCUCCUAGAGACCAGGGCAGUGAGAAAUGUCGACAAGCUUGCCUCAAGUCCAUCUCAGACCUCCAGUGUGGAUACCUGGACCUCUACCUGAUUCACUGGCCGGGUGCGCAGGGCUUCCAACACAGUGAUGACGGCAACAGAACUCUGAGACGACAGAGCUGGGAGGAGAUGCAGAAGAUGCACCAGGAAGGUUUAAUAAAGUCAAUUGGAGUGUCCAACUACACCCCCAGACACAUGGAGGAGUUACUACAGAACUCUGACAUCUGUCCAGCAGUGCUACAGAUAGAACAUCAUCCACAUCUCAUCCAGCAUGAACUGGUGAAAAUGUGUCGCUCCAAGGGAAUACUUUUCCAGGCUUACUCUUCCCUGGGUACAACAUCUGACACAAACAAGCUUCUAUCAGACCCAGCAGUGAAGGCAGUAGCUGCCCAGAAGAAGAAGACAGUUGCCCAGGUAUUGCUGAGGUGGGCAGUGCAGCAAGGAAUAGGUGUAAUACCCAAGUCAACCAAUCCAAGCCACAUCAGGGAGAACAUGGAUAUCUUUGACAUGGAACUCAUGCAAGAAGAAAUGCAGACAUUAAACAGUCUGGAUACACAAAAACACUACUGCUGGGAUCCCAACACAAUCACAUGAUACUGCUGAGAUCUGGCAUCUGCAGUUAAAUAUUGUGUUAGUUGUGACAUGAGAAAUUGUGUGAGCAGCUGCUUGAGACAGACAUUGUGUUAGUUGAGACACAAGACAUUGUGUUAGUUGAGAUUGUGCCAAAUCCUGCUUGUUAAGAUCUAUAUUUCUUUUGAUAUUGAAAGUGUGAUUGAAGUUCAUAUCAAUUUUUUCAUAUGCAGGGUAUUAAGCAUCUGGUUUUGCUGUUAGCAUCGUCAUUAUUGCCACCUUUGCAAUUGUCAUUUACCCAUACUACCAUCGUUGAUACUUUCAAAAGAAAAUCAUGCUACAUAUUUAUUGCAGUUACAGUUCUUAGAUUUUUUUAAACUAAAAGCAUUGAAAAUCCGGUCGAUGAAGUCUUUUUAUCUCUCUCUCUCUCAAAUUUUUUAGUUUUCUGAUACAGCCAAUUUAAGAUUAUGACUUUGAACUCCCAUGGGUCUGAAGUCCUGUGGUAGUUGUAUUGUCUGAACAUGAACAGUAACCCAUAAGAAAAAGCUUAUUCUAUUCUGUUAAAUAUUUUGUAACAUUUUUUAAUUGACAAAGAAUAUUUGGGGCACUUUCAUCAUUAAAUUGACAAUUCAUCAUUUUAAGAUUGUUUUUAUGUCACAGCUUGUGUCAGUUUUAUAUAUCUCUCCAUGUAAGAACUUACUAGUUCUUUAUUGUAGCUGAGACUAGAAUAACAAUCAAUAAAAAUUAUUUAUAGAUCAUAAGUCUUGACAUACAAACUUACUAAUUUGUUUGUUGUAGCUUUGAUUACAAUAACAAUUCAUAGUAAAAAAAGUAUUUAUUGAACAUAAGUCUUGACAUACAAACUUAAAAUAAAAGAUGAAAAUUGAGUAAGAUUUAUGGUUAUUUUGAAUCACAGGAAGUAUAUAUGUUGCAUUAAAACUAUAAUUACUCAAUCUUUUCAAUAGUAGUAAAUCGUGGUUUACAGAUGCCGUAUUUAAAGUCUUAAUUUCUUUUAAGUACAACAUUUUUACUGAGUGGUAGCAUCAAAUUAGAAGCAGGCUACUCUAUGGUUGUAUCCUAUGCUGUCAAAGCACCAGAAAUGCUAUACAGAAAUAUAAUUAUAAAAUUA